AUGGCAUGCUUACGGAACAAUCAAUUGAGACGAUGGGCAGUUAUUUAUAUGUUACUCGUAUCUGUUUCGGACGUAGUCUGUGAGAAAAUUCGCUACUCAAUUCCCGAAGAAUUAGACAUUGGAGCCUUUGUCGGAAAUAUUGCCACGGAUCUGGGAUUAGAUGCAAAAUAUCUAAUGGAGCGAAAAUUGCAGAUAUUGUCCGAGAGCAAAGCACAAUACAUCGAUGUGAACAAAAACACUGGAACUUUAUUCGUAAAGGAAAAGAUAGACCGAGAGCAGCUCUGUGGACAAAGCCUCUCGUGCGCAUUGACACUGGAGGCUGUGCUUGAAAAUCCGCUCAAGCUUCACCGUGUAGAAAUUGAGAUUCUCGAUGUAAAUGACAAUGAACCCGUUUUCCAGAGAAGCGAGAUAAAUCUUGAAAUCUCCGAAAUGACUAUGGUAGGAACGUCAUUCCCUCUCCAGAGUGCGCAGGACCCGGACUCGGGGUCCAACGGUAUUCGGUCUUACCAACUGAACCCCAACGAGCACUUCGCUUUGAAAUUUCUGCCAGGCGGCGAGCAAAGUGGCAUCCCGGAACUGGUAUUGGAGAAAUCCCUAGAUAGAGAACAAAAAGCCACUCAUCAGUUAACACUGACCGCGUUUGAUGAAGGGAAUCCGCAAAAGAUCGGAACCAGUCGUAUUAAAAUUACUGUUCUUGAUGUGAACGACAAUGCUCCAGUUUGCGAACCGAACGUACAACAAAUUGCAGUUGCUGAAAACGUUCCCCAUAAUACCUUGAUAGCGAAAGUAACUGCGGUGGAUUUGGACGAAGGCUUAAACGGUGAGUUAAUAUAUUCCUUGAACAACGACACUCCUGAAAAGGUGCGGAAUGUAUUUGGCUUGGAUCCCUUAAUCGGAGAAAUUCGAGUAAUUGGUAACGUGGACUUUGAAGAAACAGAAAUUUAUCAGAUUUCAGUGCAGGUCAAGGACAGAGGCUCACAUCCAUUGUUAGCAUAUUGUAAAAUUAUGAUAAUGGUUACAGAUGUUAAUGAUAACAGUCCUGAAAUAAUGGUGACGACCAUGUCGAGUAAUGUUCCUGAGAAUAUUAGCACGGAUACUGCAAUAGCUCUUCUCAGAGUUUCGGACCGAGAUUCUGAGAAUUCUGCGGAUAUUCUUUGCCGAAUUACCAAUGGUAUUCCCUUUAAGCUUAACAGCUCCUUAAAUAGCUUCUACAUGUUAGUUACACACGGCGCGUUGGACCGUGAAAUUGUGCCAGAAUACAAUAUCACCGUUACAUGUACUGAUACAGGCUCUCCUCCACUGUCGUCCAGCAAAACUGUCCAUGUUCUUGUCACAGAUAUAAAUGACAACGCUCCACGCUUCACUCAGCCUUCUUUCACAAUGCACGUCAGAGAAAAUAAUGCUGUGGGAGAUUCGAUUGGUUCUGUAUCAGCCGUCGACGCAGAUUCCAACAAAAAUAGCGAAAUGACUUUUGUUAUUUUGGAUAGGUUGAUACAGGGCUUGCCUGCAUCCAGUUUCGUCUCAAUAAACGAUGCAAGUGGUGUGAUAUUUGCUGAAAGAUCGUUUGAUUUUGAAGAACUUAAACAGAUUCAGCUCCAAGUGCAAGUAAGGGAUGCUGGAUUUCCUCCCCUGUGUAAUAACGUUACGGUCAACGUGAUCAUCGUCGACCAAAAUGACAAUGCCCCUCUGAUCGUCUCACCUAUGUCAAAUAAAGGCUCCGUAAUUGAAGAGAUAAUACCAAGGUCUGCAGACACGGGUUACUUGGUUACAAAAGUGACAGCCACUGAUGCCGAUUCUGGACAAAACGCAGAACUUUCCUAUCAACUUCAUCAGCCCACCGAUGAAAGUCUGUUUACGAUAGCUCAUGAAACAGGAGAAAUUUGGACCAUUCGUCGCUUUGUACACAAAGAUACACCUAGGCAAAAAAUUGUAGUUGUGGUGAAGGACAAUGGAAGUCCAUGCCUUUCAUCUACUGUGACCAUCAGUGCAUUAGUGCAAGACGAUACUGCAGAAAAAUCAUCCAGACUUGGCAGCUUUCAAAUCCCUGGUCUGUUGCAAUAUGAUUUAAAAUUUUAUUUAAUUAUUGCUUUUGGUUCAGCCUCCUUCGUAUUCCUUGUGGCGAUUAUAAUCCUUGGCAUUAAGGUGCAGAAAGGUAGGGUAGAAAGUAAUAGUUUCUGCUGUUGUUGGAACAUGUCAAACUUCUCGAGAAGAGAUUCGCUUCAUGGGAUUCAAAAGGCUAGUGUGAAUCUUCAAAUACCACGCAAUUAUUCAGAAGUUUAUCAAGGAGAGACUUUCUCGAAACCAUUUCGCUACGAAAUCUGUUCAGAUCCACCUCUGAAUGAUUUCAUGUUCUUAAAGUCGCAUGGUUCUUCUGCGCCCAGGAUAAGUAACAAGAAUGGUUUACGUGUCUCUGACAAACAUAUACAGUCAUCAAACUCGACGAACAAGGAUCCAACUGAAUUCCACGAGAUAUGCGGUAACCGUCAGUGGGAUUUGGAGCAAUCUUCGAUGGAAGGGUGCCCUUCUGGACAAAAUACUUUGGCUAAAAAUCAAGUGGAACCGGAACAGAGAAGUUUUCUGGAAAUACAUUCCCAUGCUUUAUAAGAAGCGUGAACAGCUUCAUAACGGAUGAAAUGAUAUCGUUCGCAUAAUUGUGGCAAGAAGUUUGCAUAGAGACAACUUGUUCUUCAUAAUCUUCCCAUUUUAACUUUAUUUUCUAUCAAGUAGCGAUCUCAUUGUGUAUGAGUAUGCUUCAAGUCUUACACAGUUGUAACUGCAGGUGUUCGUAAUGAGCCACAUCAUUGUGCGACAGAAUUGUCCUGGUCCCACAUAGGCAUGACUCAUGGGCAUAUAUUGGAAAAUAUAUCUGCAAUGAGGAAUAUUUUUUGCGAUUCCCUAGUUACUGAAAAAAGGAGAAUUCCAUCAGCAAAUAUUCACGAUGUUCUUCGCUAACGCGUCUUUUCAGACAUUGGAAGUACUUUUGAGAAAAUUAAUGCAAACUCAGCAAUAACCAAACAUUUACAAUUAUCAAAAAAGGACUCCACUCUUAACGAAAUGCAAGCUAAAUUGCAAGUGGUUUCUUCAUUUUCAACAGUCAAAUUAUGGAUUGAUAGAUUGGAGCUCAAUUGAGACCGAUGACAAGACAAGGAACAAAUGCGAUAAUAGGCCGAAUCUCUGCUGGUAGUAACAGAAAAUAAAAACACACAUUUUGGAAGAUAUUAACCGUUGCAAGAGAAGGCAAGAAUGGACUAUAAAUAUUGUUUUUUUCGCACUGCAUUAGAGAAUUCAGUCGCUGCUAUUGACUUGCUUAUGCAUUGAUAUUCUUCUUUCGCUGUCUUAAUUAGGCUUUUUAAUUGGUUGGUGUUGUGUUCCUUCAGCUUCUUAUGCUAUGUUAUAUUACACAAUAUCAAGAAAAUACGUAGAGCUUUCUGCAUUGAGAAAUAGUACUCUUGGUGUUCUGAAGAAUAUGUCUUGAUGUUUACAAAUUUAAUUCACCUAAAUAAAAAAAAUGAACUGGAAAUAUGCCUUCUUGCGUUCUCCCAGAUUCGGGUCAAAGUAGUGCAGACCAAGGUAUAUCAAAUCAUCGGCUUUACCUUCAAUUCUGAACGUACCUAAAAAGCGAAUAAAUUUAGUUGAGUCAAUGUAUUUACUGCAGGAACCCAUACUCAUAUUAACUUCAAUAACUUCCAGAGCGACAAUGGCUAACCCGAGGGGACAUAAUUUUAAGGUGAUUGGAGGAAGGUAUAAGAGGGACGUCAGGGCUAAGUUUUUUUAUACAGAGGGUGGUGGGUGCGUGGAACGCACUGCCUGCAGAGGUUGUGGGGGAGGAUACAUUAGGGACAUUUAAGAGACUCUUAGAUAGACAGAAUGCAUUUUGUCUUUCGAAAUCAGUUGAAUUUACUUGUGCCUAUUGUGCUUGUGCUCUGUUGCAUCAUUUAGUACAAAUGGUAUACCUUAGAUAGACGCAUGAAUGAUAGAAAAAUAGGGGGCUAUGUGAGAGGGAAGGGAUAGAUAGAUCUUUGAGCAGGAUAACAUGUCGGCACAACAUUGUAGGCCAAAGGGCCUUUACUGUGCUGUAGUGUUCUAUGUUCUAAACAAAGUUACUGUAAAACAAAUGUAGAAUCUGAUGCAUUCCGUUUCAUAGUUUUCAUCGCUGAGUUGUCACGGUAUUGUGAACAUGGUAGGCCAGGAUCACAGAAAUAUUCUCUAUGAACUCAUCCUUCUCGUUAAGGAAAGCUGUCGUGCUGCGUGGUAAUUUGGUAUCCGGCUAAAGAUUUGCCAAACAAGCAGAUGAAAACUUUAUUGCUUUUUGAAUUACAAAUUGCCUACAUUUCGAAUGAUCUCAUGGGCUUACAGGUAUCAGAUAAUGAAAUGCUGGCAUGCACAAUAAAUAGUUUGAGUUACAUUUUAUUCAUAAUAUUCAUUGCUGCCGUAAGCUUACUGUGACGUGAACUCUUACCAAAUGACGAAAAAGAAGCAUAUGUGGUCAUGUAUUUAUCGCAACGUAAAAUGAAAUGAAAUUAAUUAAUAAAAUGAAUGAAUGAAUGCCAGUAAAAUCGUUAAUUAUUAAUUAACUUAGC
Pristis pectinata (smalltooth sawfish) is the source of this 4580-nucleotide messenger RNA. Its product is annotated as protocadherin beta-15-like. The transcript has 2 exons. The record is from RefSeq and is a predicted model, not a curated record. The coding region runs from base 1 to 2604 and encodes 867 amino acids. Gene Ontology annotation, molecular function: calcium ion binding. NCBI's taxonomy places the organism in Eukaryota, Metazoa, Chordata, Chondrichthyes, Rhinopristiformes, Pristidae. Gene Ontology annotation, cellular component: plasma membrane. Gene Ontology annotation, biological process: homophilic cell-cell adhesion.